Ilex paraguariensis (yerba mate) is the source of this 513-nucleotide messenger RNA. NCBI's taxonomy places the organism in Eukaryota, Viridiplantae, Streptophyta, Magnoliopsida, Aquifoliales, Aquifoliaceae. The record is from the annotation of a GenBank genome assembly.
AUGAGUGGUGCAGUGGUGGUGAACACUACUUUGAAGAUGGCACCAUACUCUUACUGGGAAAAAGAUAGACUGCCACCUUUUCAAAACUCUCAUCGUGGAUUUCGGUCUCUCAUCUCUCACAUAUCGGUCCUCCCUCCUCCUCCUCCAACCAGUCAGCCCGUCUCAGAUCGAUCGAUCGAUCGAUCUCUCCUCCUCCUCCGCCUGCAACCACCGUCUUUCCCGACGAGACCAGACGACUCAGCCCCUCUGUAUUGCAAGGGUGUGAUGGUUCAGUUUAUGAUGGAUUCAGAUUGGAUGAAUGUAAUGCUGAUUGAAGCAGGUUGCAGCAUUUUGAAUGUUGGCUUUCCUGAAGUUGGUAAUGAUGGUUUUCCUGGGGUACUGAAUUUUGUUUUUCCAGCUGGUAUAGUAGUUACAGCAGGCAUACAGCUUGAUGGUUGUUGUUUGUAUUGGAGAGGAGCUUGUGUUGCCCAAGAGAUGGACAAAAGGAAAGAGGGGAAGCCUGGUAAUGAAUGA